UCAAGUUACUAUUGCAGCAAUAGUGUGUUGCCAAUUUUACCCCCACCUAUAUCUCUUUAUUACUCAUUUGCCAUUCUUGCUAAAUUGUGCCAUGUGCACCCUUCUCUACAGAUCUUCCCACGCUCCCUCCUCCCUGAUUCCCUUCUUCAGUUCUUCUUUCUUUCACCCCUGAUUCUUGGAUGAUUUUUCGACAAACCCUACCUCUUACUCCAAUCUCCCCCGCCACCAUUUUCUCUCUCCUCUAAUCUCUGUUCUUCUCCCUCUCUCCUUCAUUAUUCUGCCCUACUCCUCUCUGAUGCGCUCUCUCUCUCUCUCUCUCUCUCUCUCUCUCUCUCUCUUCUAAUCAAGGUUUCGUCACGGCAAGAAUGGUGAGAUCUCUUAAAUAUUGCAGUCUCCAUCAACCAUUUAUGCCCAUUUUUCUUAGUUUCAUUAUCGAAAGAAUAGGUUUAGGUUUAAUGGUCGGAUUUAGGAUUUAUGUAGAGUUCUUGAAAUUUAUGGUUUUGAUUUUCGGGGUUUAAUAGAAGUACGAAAGGAAUGGAACCUGAGAAGUAAUUCCAUGGCGAGCUCUUCACCCCCGUGCAAGGUAUCAAAGAUAGAAAGAUAAAUGAGGCAUCUGUUGUAGCAUUAAAUGCCGAGAAUUUGCAGAAAUCUCCAAUUCAUUAUCACAACUUCCUUCUCGAAUACAAGUUAUGGAGAUUUUGUGCGAAUUGAAGACAGUUAUGAUUCAAAGAAUGGUGACAUUAAGUCUAGUGGCGGUGUUCGUGAUUUGUUUCCUGAAAUCCCUGCUUCCCUGACACUCUUCCAGUUCGGGUUGAGGUGUAAAGUUGGGGAUGGGAUAUGGUUUACUACAGAGUUGAUUAUUAUGGCCUUAUAUACCAGAGUCGUAUGUUGCCACAAAGUUGGGCGAGGAACUAUCACAACUGUUCUUUCUCCUGUUAGGCCGGCCGUGUUUAAUUUUCCUAAACUUAGCCAUGUAAAUUUUUAUUGCUUAGCCAUGAAUUCUAUAUAUGUAACCUACAUCAAGUAAUUAGUCGUGUUUCUUAUCAUCUACGGAGUACUGUAUUCAUACUUUCAACUAUUUCUAUGGAGUAAUUAGGCUUGUGAUUUGUAUAGUGUUCCGGGAGAUAGUGUUUUAUAUC
Molecule: messenger RNA, 1139 nt
Organism: Spinacia oleracea (spinach)
Lineage: Eukaryota; Viridiplantae; Streptophyta; Magnoliopsida; Caryophyllales; Amaranthaceae
Exons: 5
Coding region: 629-1027 (132 amino acids)
Source: RefSeq, a predicted model, not a curated record